Messenger RNA from Helianthus annuus (common sunflower), 1856 nucleotides. Its product is annotated as U-box domain-containing protein 4. The coding region runs from base 122 to 1555 and encodes 477 amino acids. The transcript has 2 exons. NCBI's taxonomy places the organism in Eukaryota, Viridiplantae, Streptophyta, Magnoliopsida, Asterales, Asteraceae. Gene Ontology annotation, molecular function: protein binding. The record is from RefSeq and is a predicted model, not a curated record. Gene Ontology annotation, cellular component: cytoplasm; nucleus.
CCUCCCCAUAUAAUCUUCCCCUUCACUCUCUGCACCAAAAAUCCCCCUUUCUUCACCCAUUCCUUCAAAACCAAUCUUCAAUUUAUGCCAAUUUCACUCCAAACCGAGUAAUCAAUCACAAAUGGUUUCUCUUCAAGAAAGCUCUAAUCCGGGUCGGGUGAACCAGAUCACCCGACCCUAUUACACCCCACCCUAUUCUUCAUCCUCCUCUACACCUUCCAGGUUCCAGAAACACCUCGGCCGGUCCAUGCGGACCGUCCGGUCCAAUCUCCACCAAUCUGAAUACACCAAUAGUUGCUCAUUCGUUGCUAAUAUUGACGAGGAGGCUACACCCUCUGAGAAUCUAACUGAUUCUGUCAUCGACGUUCACUUGCACCAGCUUGCAACCGCUCCAACUAACAAUAUCUCCAAAUCGAGUUUUUCUACCAAUUCUACUGAGGAAUACCUCGGAAUCUCACAAGCUUUAAGUGAGUUUUCCGCCUGUAGCAGUGACAUAUCGGGUGAGUUGCAGCGGCUAGCAUGUCUUCCAGAAGAAGAAUCAAGCGGAAAUCAAACAAAUCUAGAUCAGAAUCAGAAUCAGGAACAGGAGUUUCUCCAACGAGAGAAUUUCUCUACGGAGAUUAUUGAGAGUAUAUCACCAGAGGAUUUACAACCAACGGUGAAGAUCUGUGUUGACAGCUUGAGUUCAACUUCAGUUGUUGUGAAAAGGUCAGCUGCAGGCAAACUACGUUUGCUUGCAAAAAAUCGACCGGAAAACCGAGCGUUGAUCGGUGAAUCCGGUGCGAUUCCCGCUUUGCUACCGCUUCUUCGGUGUGCUGAUCCGUGGACUCAGGAAAACGCGGUUACUGCGUUGUUGAAUCUAUCACUGUUAGAUGAGAACAAACCGUUAAUUGCUGGUGCUGGAGCAGUGAAAUCUUUAAUCUAUGUGUUGAAAACCGGUACGGAGGUAUCGAAGCAGAACGCGGCUUGUGCGCUGCUGAAUCUAGCUAUGAUUGAUGAAAAUAAGGUCUCGAUUGGAGCUUGUGGUGCGAUUCCGCCUUUAGUGUCGCUGUUAAUCAACGGUUCGAAUCGAGGAAAGAAAGACGCGUUAACGACUUUGUAUAAAUUGUGUUCGACGAAGACGAAUAAGAAAAGAGCGGUGACUGCGGGUGUUGUGAAGCCGUUGGUGGAGUUAGUGGUGGCUGCUGGAGAGGCAGGUGAAGAACAGGGAGCGGUAGGAAUGGCGGAAAAGGCGUUGGUGGUUUUGUGUUGCGUUGCGGGUGUUGAUGAAGGGAAAACUGCGAUUGUUGAAGAAGGUGGGAUUCAGGCACUUGUAGAGGUUAUAGAGGAUGGUGCUUCGGUUAAAGCGAAGGAGUUUUCGGUGGUGACAUUGCUACAGUUAUGUGAAGGGGUUAAUGGUGGUAGAAACCGAGGAUUGUUGGUUGGAGAAGGUGUGAUUCCGCCCCUAGUCGCUCUUUCGCAGACUGGAACCGCGAGAGCGAAACAUAAGGCUGAAACACUACUUGGGUAUCUAAGAGAACCAAGGCAAGAAGGAUGUAGCUCAAGUCCAAAGUAAGGUAUUGAUAUAUUGAAUGAUAGUAAUAGUAAGUGUUCUUCUAGAAAGUGUUGACUGUGAAUAGGAAAUUUUAUUUUCUUUUUUUUUUUUUUGGUGGUUUGUACAGAGUGGUGGUUGAGAGUUUCUAUAAGAAAAAAAAAAAGGUUGACUAGUUGUAUAUUUUAAUUAGUGAUAAGAUGAAGCUGACCUUAGGUUUUGGUUUUUUGUUUCAUCUGUGGUAAAAUCAAGAGUUUUUGUAGCUUGUGUUUACCUAUUAUCUUGUUGACUUUAGUGUUAUCUUUUAUGUGAUUUGGUUUUGGUU